AUGUCUCUGUUCCGACGCAGGGCGUCGAACGCGUCUGAAGUGUCUAAUGUGGAAAUACAAAAAGAUACAGAAAACGUAUAUCGCCUAUACGAACUGGCUGUGGAUGAGGUCAACUUUGCAGAAGACUCGCGCGGAUCAGCGUAUUAUGCUGGCGAUUUGAUCACAGCACGGGAGGCCAUUGACGACUGUGCAGGCGCAUUCAUGCGUCUAUUGCAGCAAAUUCCAGAUCACAGGCUGCGGACACAGUUGCAGUCCGCCAUCACGCCAAGGCUGAUAAACCUGCAAGAAAAGUUCAAUGCGCUUCCACCUGAAUCGUCGUUGAUUUCGUUAUCGUAA
Molecule: messenger RNA, 336 nt
Organism: Zychaea mexicana
Lineage: Eukaryota; Fungi; Mucoromycota; Mucoromycetes; Mucorales; Lichtheimiaceae
Exons: 2
Coding region: 1-336 (111 amino acids)
Source: RefSeq, a predicted model, not a curated record